Molecule: messenger RNA, 672 nt
Organism: Fusarium oxysporum Fo47
Lineage: Eukaryota; Fungi; Ascomycota; Sordariomycetes; Hypocreales; Nectriaceae
Exons: 3
Coding region: 1-672 (223 amino acids)
Source: RefSeq, a predicted model, not a curated record
AUGUCUAUAAAUAGUGCAAAGACCCUUAACCUUAAGGAUAACUACGUCCAGAUCAUUAAUGGCAAAGCUGCCCUUACCCAAAAGACCCACCAGGUCUCCGGCUCCGACGCUGGUCGCAGCAGCCCUACCCCUUCACUUCAAAGUCAAUCAUCUCUUGUAGAGUCGCCCUGCAAGUGCGGCUCCAGCAAACCCGACAGCCCCAAGAUCGCACUGGAGAUAUCAGAGGAUCAAGAUGAUGUCUUUUCCGACGCUGUCGAAUCUGUCUUUGAAGAUGAAUAUCCCUCAAUCCAGUUCAAAGCCCUUCGUGCACGACAAUACCUCAGAAAGCAUUAUAGUUUCUAUAAGGAAUCAGACUACUGCAAAGACUUUUACGGCAACUGGGAAGCAGUCAAGCAUCCCUUCAGCUUUCUAACUAUAAUGGCGAAUUUGUAUAAAAAAGAGCAAGGUGAGAAGGAUUGGCCUCUUGAGUGGGAAGACGAGAGUGCUUUGACUUUCUUCCUUGACAAGAUUGUUGCAAAUUGGAUGUGGAAUCUUUCAGAUGGAGAAGUGGCUGACGUUAGGGGGCUAGCUAAGAUCAUGGGGAACUUGAUCACGGUUAGUACUGACGAUAAGGAUGCUUUGAGAAGGUAUCGGGGUGAAGGAGUCGAGGAAGUGAUCAAAGCAGAGGCUUAG